AUGCCAAUCUGUAUCGUCGAUGGAGGGAUGCACGAGGUUGCAUUGCCGACCUGGGCGCUUAAUUGGCUUCAAUUGAGAGAAUUAACAUGUUUCAAUUACGAGAAACUCCCCAAGGUCACACUCUCCGCCCUCACAGAGACCGGGAAAGCAGGAUCAACCAUUCCAGUGCCGAUGCAACGGUCCUACACUGGUACCAUGCCUGUCAUACCAUCUGCUCUCGCUGACAUUCCCUGCGCCGACCUUGGUAUGAGUGGGGUCUUGAAGGAGCUGAAUGCGACACUCGGCACAUCAUAUACUCUCGAUAACCCCAUCUUGCCCUCCAUUCUCGAAUCCUUCAUCAGACAGGAUUACGACUUUGGCACUCUCUAUGCUAAUUUGCGUCCAUAUUGGUAUGACUUGACCAGUGUCGAAAGCAUUCACAAAUCAUGGAACCAGGAUCAGAAAAUGCGACAAAAGAUAGUCACCAAUAACAGACUCCCCAAUGGAAAUAUUCCUCCCCGGCACAUCUGGGAUCUGUAUGCUAAUCGUGUGGUACCAUACUGGGUUGCCAAUAAAAUAUGGCCUCGGGCAAUAUCGCAUGCAUGGGUGUCUGACGAGGAGCGCAUUAGUGUGUGGACACCCAUUAAUGGCUUUGAAUGGCCUGUGCCGAUCCCCAAAGAUGUAGACCUUAAUCUUGUCCGGAUUGAGAUGUUGAACCUCGGAGCAGAGUAUGUGUGGUUAGAUGUUCUCUGUUUGAGGCAAGAGGGUGGGAAGAGAGAGGAUCUACGCAGAGAAGAAUGGAAAGUUGAUGUUCCCACCAUUGGAGCUAUAUAUCGCAAUGGCACUGAUACAGUGGUGUAUUACCUCAGUGGGCUGGGUCGACCUUUUUGUUUCAAGUCUGGGGACUUGGAAAGUGAUCGGUGUUGGUUCAGGCGUGCAUGGACACUACAGGAGGUUAGCAGCUAUUAUAUCAUUGGUGGGAUGACCGGCACUUAUGGGAUGGAUGAAUACAUGCGAAAAAUUGUCGAUGAACGCCUACAAUCAUUGAAGUAUGUGAGGGGCUGGAAUGUGCUUGACAUACUGCUGGAGAUGCAGAAUCGGGUAUCAACAAAGCCUCUGGAUAAAGUUGCAGGCCUGGUGUACCUUCUCUUCCAAAAGUCUAUCCCAAUAUAUGAUGAAACACAGUCUGAAGAGGAGGCUUGGGAUUUGCUGGUAGAUGUCAUGGCUAUGCGGCAUCACAGGGAUUUGCUCUUCUUUUACCCUGAGCCUGGGAAUGGACACAGACAUUGGCAACCAUCAUGGAAACAGGUAAUGACAAUGCCACAUCUACCCCAGACUAGGUCUGCUCUGUUUUCAGCAGUCACUUGGCCUAAGGAGACAGAUGCCAACUGGUGUGAGUGUACCUGUAUUGUGUGGGGCAUUGUGCGUGGAUUGGGUGAGGUAUCAAACACAGGGAUACCUCGAAAGGGCAAGUUGAUGAUUAAAGAUCUGUUUGGGACAUCCCACACAUUCAAGGUCAUCACUGAUCAUGCAUACCCCAUCCCUGAUGGUUCAUAUACCCUCAUAGGUGCUGGCUAUUUUUCUGUUGACAUCUUAGAACAUUGGGUAGUUGGGCACUGGCAGCAACGAUGGGAUCAUUGGCAUGGGACAUUUGAAAAGGUUUCGGUCAUCCGUAUUGCAGAUCCUGAACAAGAUUGGAAUCCUGCCCAACAUUACAUUGCAACACUAUAUCAUAGAAUGUUUCUUUGCUGA
Messenger RNA from Desarmillaria tabescens, 1731 nucleotides. RefSeq lists its product as uncharacterized. NCBI's taxonomy places the organism in Eukaryota, Fungi, Basidiomycota, Agaricomycetes, Agaricales, Physalacriaceae. The record is from RefSeq and is a predicted model, not a curated record. The coding region runs from base 1 to 1731 and encodes 576 amino acids. The transcript has 3 exons.